Cladophialophora bantiana CBS 173.52 is the source of this 1974-nucleotide messenger RNA. RefSeq names its product protoporphyrinogen oxidase. Lineage: Eukaryota; Fungi; Ascomycota; Eurotiomycetes; Chaetothyriales; Herpotrichiellaceae. Bases 1 to 1974 code for a protein of 657 amino acids. Gene Ontology annotation, cellular component: mitochondrial inner membrane. Gene Ontology annotation, biological process: heme biosynthetic process. Gene Ontology annotation, molecular function: protoporphyrinogen oxidase activity, oxygen as acceptor. The record is from RefSeq and is a predicted model, not a curated record. The transcript is spliced from 2 exons.
AUGCGCGUGGGUGGCUGUAGUGCUCCCUACCAAAAUGUCGUAAAGUACGCAUUGCAGUCUCGAGCGACGCUGACCCUCCGUACGUUUCACACGACCGCCGGCCAUGGCUACAUCAAGAUACGCCAUCCUGGUGGUAAAGAUGAACUACCUCCUCCAAACCCACAUGCUCGAGAGAUAGCCAUUCUGGGGGGAGGGUUUACGGGUCUUGCUACAGCCUUCCUGUUAAGCAGCCAGCUGCCCACUGCAAAGAUCACAAUACUGGAGAAGAGCAAUAGGCUUGGAGGAUGGGUCGAUUCAGAAGUGGUUCGGGUAGACAAGGGGGAGGUUCUUUUUGAAUGGGGUCCUCGAACGCUGAGAGCUGGGCUGGGGCCUGCGCCGCUUGCUAUGCUGGAGCUGCUUGCGCAACUUCGCAUCGGCAAAGAUCUUGUCGCGAUAUCAAAAUCUAGCCCGGCUGCCCUCAAUCGAUACAUCUACUAUCCUGAUCAUCUUGUUCGUUUACCUGUCUUGAAUAGACACACUUCGCUCCUGGAGCUGCUUCGGGCUGUGAACAACGUGCUCACCGAACCCCUAUACGAUGGAAUAUGGAGAUGCUUGAGAGAACCGUGGGUGCCUCCCCGAGAUGAAAAUGUGAGGGACGAAUCCGUCGGAGAUUUCGUGUCCCGAAGAUUUGACAAGAACGUUGCGGAUAACCUACUUUCUGCUGUGUGUCACGGAAUUUUCGCCGGCGACAUUUACAGGCUCAGCGCUAGGACCUUACUGCCGCAGUUGUGGCAUCUUGAAACGCGAGACCGAGAAAAAGCACCCGGCAUCCUGUUGGAGAUUUUAUCCAACAUGGCAAACCGCGUUACUCUUAAUCCUGUCGAUGGGGUUCUACACGCGAACCGGCAGGUUCUUGCGCUCAGGUCGCUGGAGACCUACUACAAAAGAAUACCGAACUUGGACAGCUUCGGCGAAAUGAGUGUUUUUACAUUCAGGCGGGGGUUAGGCCAGAUAACCUCUUCGUUGGAACGAGAGCUUCGGAAAAACGAGAACAUUACCAUUUUGCAGUCAAGUCCAGUCGAAGAUGUCGUGUUCAAUGAAAACAAGAAUCAAGUCUCCGUUAGACGCAAUCCGUCUGGAAUCACCUCAAACUAUGAUUAUGUUGUUUCAACACUGGGGCCUCGGACAUUGAAGCAAUUUCUAUCCCGCAGCGCUCAAGCUUUGAGUUCGGCGUUAGAUCCUAAGGUCACAAAUGCCUGUGACCACAGUGAUGCCUCUGUCAAUGUCAUGGUUGUCAAUCUGUACUACAGCAACCAGAAUUUGCUGCCUCCAUCGGUCAGAGGCUUUGGGUACCUUAUUCCGCGCUCUGUUCCGCUCGAACAGAAUCCGGAACGUGCUCUGGGCGUUAUCUUCAGUUCCGAGACAUCUGGCCGGUCUGAUUCAAUCGCCUCCAGAUCCGCUGGCCCUUACUUUAUCUCUAUUGACAGUGACCGGGGUGGCCCCCUGGAUCCAGAUCCCCCCGAAGAUGAUUCAGAGAUUGUGCUGCAGGACACCGCACCGGGUACAAAGUUGACGGUCAUGUUGGGUGGACAUUGGUGGAGUGAAUGGGCUCCGAGCGACCUUCCUAGCGAAGAGCAGGCAAUUGAAAUGGCCCAAACCCUGUUGAGGAGACACCUCAACAUCCAAGAAUCUCCCGAAGUGGCCAAAGCGCGGCUCAACCGCGAUUGCAUUCCGCAGUAUCCCGUCGGGUAUGCUCAGGACAUGGCCACCAUUCACGAGGCUUUAACGUCCAUGUAUCACGGACGGUUGAAACUUGCAGGCCCUUGGUGGCGGGGCGCUCCCGGAAUGAGUGACUGUGUUCUUUCUGCACGCGAAUCAGCGUGGGCGAUUCGCGACAAGGCAGACGACUACACCGGGUUGCAGGGAUACACGCACGAAUCAUGGCUCCGGACUCAUGUUCCGACAGGAACGAUGUCUACCGAGCACGUGCAGUGA